Symbiodinium natans is the source of this 1011-nucleotide messenger RNA. NCBI's taxonomy places the organism in Eukaryota, Dinophyceae, Suessiales, Symbiodiniaceae. The record is from the annotation of a GenBank genome assembly.
AUGGAGCAGGCGAUUUGGAAAGGCGAUGGCGAUGCUCUACAUCGCAUUCAGAAAGAGCUACAGUCCUUAAAGGCAUGGGGGCCUCAGCGCUUCUCGUCUGCGGUGCAGGCAGUGGAGCAAAGGCAGAGUGAAGAGGCAGGGGUGAGCGUGAAAUACUUGCUCUCAGCCGAGUUCGCGCUGCUGGCGCAAGCUCGCAGCAAGUUGGAGGAUCCGAAUUUCUACGAUCUCAAGGACGCCUUUUUCCUAUCUGCUGAUCCUAUAGGAAUUGGCAGUGAUAAAAUUUGCCCGCGCGAUGGUAAGCUUGGAUGUGCUUUGGUGGACGUGCUGGAUCGCUGCCACCGCAGGGCAUGUACGCAUUUCUUGUCGUGGACCUGGGGCUAUUCUUUGAACCUCGUGCGCAGCUCGAUGAGGGCAUGGAUUGACCAAAGAAAGAUCGAUCCGAACAACAUCUUUCUGUACAUGUGCUUCUUUGUCAACAACCAGUAUAGAAUUUUGCUGGAUCAGAAUGGAGCUGGCAGCAGGAACUCCAGUCUGAAAGAUGUUUUUGGUGAACACUUGCAGCGUGUUGGCCACAUGGUCGCGCUCUUCGACCACUGGGAUCAGCCAGCGUAUUUAUCGCGAAUCUGGACGAUAUACGAGCAAUACACCGCGGUUAUGUUGGAGAUCGAGGUGACAUUUAUUCUGCCAGAGGUGUCUGGGGAUAGCUUGCUCCAGGAGAUCCGCAAAGGGGAGGAGGGCAUUGUUCGGGUGCGGGACUCCCUUUGCAAUGUUGAUGCCGAGAUUGCCCGUGCAUGGUGUUUGGAAGACGAAGUGCAAGUCAAAAGCAUGAUAUCGGACAGCAUCGGCUUCGAAAUGGUGAAUGCGAAGGUGCAGGAGCUUAUGAUUGCUUGGGUGGCCACGAUGGUCAAGGACUAUUUGGGCGGACUUGUCGUGACUGGUUCUCGUCGCUUGAAGCGAUCCGGGGCACAGACCCAGCUGCUUUCAAGCGGCACGCGGCUUGGCGAAAACUGA